This is a messenger RNA of Nomascus leucogenys (northern white-cheeked gibbon), 5335 nucleotides long. It is a transcript of the gene FAM8A1, whose product is annotated as family with sequence similarity 8 member A1. Lineage: Eukaryota; Metazoa; Chordata; Mammalia; Primates; Hylobatidae. The coding region runs from base 118 to 1257 and encodes 379 amino acids. The record is from RefSeq and is a predicted model, not a curated record. The transcript is spliced from 5 exons.
CGGGGGAUUGUUGACGCCUGCGGCUGCUGCGGUGGCGACGGGGCUGUUGGGGAGGGGCCAUUGGGGGAGGGAAACGGAGCAGUGACAGGUACCCCGGAGGGUGCUGCUGAGACGACGAUGGCCGAGGGGCCCGAGGAAGCCCGAGGCCGCCCUCCCGGGCAGGACGAUGGCGAAGGGGACCACGACCCCGUUCCUUCCCUGAGAGGCGCCCCUACCACCGCCGUCCCACGCCCCCGCGACGACCCCCAGGCCGAACCCCAAGCCCCGGGCCGGCCCACAGCCCCGGGCUUCGCGGCCGCCGCCGCCGCCGCCGAAGAAUUGGAGCCGCCGCGCGAGCUCAGGAAGCGCGGGGAGGCGGCCUCCGGCUCCGGUCCGGAGCUGCAGGAGCAGGCGGGCUGCGAGGCGCCCGAAGCCGCGGCGCCGCGAGAGAGACCGGCGCGGCUGAGCGCCCGCGAGUACUCCCGGCAAGUGCACGAGUGGCUGUGGCAGUCCUACUGCGGGUAUCUCACCUGGCACAGCGGCCUGGCCGCCUUCCCAGCCUACUGCAGCCCCCAGCCCUCCCCGCAUAGCUUCCCUUCGAGCGGCGCUGCAGUCCCCCAGGCCGCGGUGCCACCGCCCCCGCAGCUGGGCUAUUACAACCCCUUCUACUUUCUGAGCCCCGGGGCCGCGGGGCCUGACCCGCGGACAGCUGCCGGCAUCAGCACCCCUGCUCCAGUCGCGGGCCUGGGGCCCCGGGCUCCUCAUGUGCAGGCGUCGGUCCGGGCCACUCCAGUGACAAGGAUAGGAUCCGCAGCCCCUUCGCGAAGCCCGAGCGAGACCGGGCGACAGGCAGGCAGAGAAUAUGUUAUUCCAUCCUUGGCCCACAGAUUUAUGGCAGAGAUGGUGGAUUUCUUUAUUCUCUUCUUUAUAAAAGCAACCAUUGUCUUAAGCAUUAUGCACCUCAGUGGGAUAAAGGAUAUCUCUAAGUUUGCUAUGCAUUAUAUAAUAGAAGAAAUAGAUGAAGACACAUCAAUGGAAGACUUGCAGAAAAUGAUGGUUGUGGCUCUUAUAUACAGAUUAUUAGUUUGUUUCUAUGAGAUAAUUUGCAUUUGGGGAGCAGGUGGAGCUACCCCAGGGAAGUUCCUGCUGGGACUUCGAGUUGUGACAUGUGAUACAUCAGUGCUUAUUGCACCAAGUCGGGUUUUAGUGAUUCCUUCCUCAAAUGUUAGCAUUACAACAUGUGGAAUACAACUAGUAAUUGGUAGAAGAUGGAUCUGAAUUUAACUAGUCUGGAUUCAGAACCCACACUCGUAGCCACUGUACUUUUCUGCAGCCCUUCAGUGCACUAAAAGGCAGAAAUCUGACAUAAGUAGGAUAAUUCUCCAUUCUGAGUGAUUCUUGAAAGCUUUUAAAAGCUUUGCUUAAUCACUGGAUCCCACAAAGGAAAAUGCUGAUUAAAGAACACACAGUACUUUAAAAUGCCUGUUUUUUCUAUAAGGUAGACAAAUGGGACUACAGUAAGCAUACUCAGAAAGUACUCAGAAUUCAUGUUCAUUUCUUCUGAGAAAAUACUAGAAAGCUCUGUAAACCCUUAGUUCAAUAUUCUGAGACAUGUUUAUUACUGCUUUUUAUGUUGUUGAAGUCUUUAGAAAUAGCCCAGGUGGUUUGAUCAUCAUACAGUGCUACUUGAAAAUAUAUCAAAGGUAAAAAUUCUCUCAACUAUACUUCGAAUGUCUUUUUCCCUGUAGACUUUUGUAGAGAGGUAUAAUUGUGUUUUAAAUGUCUAUUUUGAACUUGAUGGGAUACCAUUAAUCUAUAUGUGGUUUGAUGUGUAACUUACGUGAUAUUUUUGUUUUAACUUUUUAGGUCCACUAUACGAGCUUUGAUCAAGAAUUUUUCAAUUGCUUCUUUUUUCCCUGCUUUCAUCACACUGCUGUUUUUUCAGCAUAAUCGAACAGCUUAUGACAUUGUAGCAGGAACCAUUGUGGUAAAAAGAAAUGGGGUCAGAUGAUGCCCCCAAAACCCUGAUUUCCACACACUAAGACUAAAUUAUGUAUCAAGGCCAUCAGUAUCCCUGGGUUACACUAAUUGAUGAUUUAGAAAUUAAAGCAGUCACUCCAGUAUGAUGCAGGUGACUACUCUGAAAGUAUUGAUUUUACUUGAAUGCCAAAGAACUUUUCCAGAAGAAAAACCUAUUAAAUUCAAGUAUUAAAAUUUUUAGAUCAAAAAGGCAAAUGAUUUUAUAAACAAUGGACAAUAUAUACUUUCUUAAGAUCUAAGGUACUUUCUUAAGAUCUAAGAAUUUGCUGAAAGCAUUUUCAGCUUUGAAAUCUCCAAAUGAAACUUUAAAAUUUAUUUUGGUUUAUCCCAAAAUAAUGGAAAAUGUCCAGUUGUGUUUUGUAAACACCUAUGUAACUCAUCUUUUAGUUUACACUUCCUGGGGAAAUUGUCUUUGGUGUUUUGGAGAGGGAAUGAGAACACAAAUUGGAUAAUCCACUGUCUCCCAUCCCAGGAGAUGGUGAGUUGGCUGCAAGAGAAAGGGACAAGUGAGGCAGGCCUAGCAGUUCCCUUACCUGAAGUUUUCAAAUCCAUACUGCAGUUCCCUCGCGUAAUAAUGUAACUUUACAACUAUUCUUAAUGCUUGAACGUGUAUUUAGGGGCAAGUUUCUCAUGAUGAUGAAAAAGUAUUAAGUCAUAUUGCUAUGUUAAUUUUUUUUUUUUAAAGGUAAGUUAGUGAUUACUUUUAAUGGUGGGGGAGUAAGUUUUCACUGUAAAUUGAACUUACAAUUUAUGUGCAAGUGUUUUCAGUGCCCUGAAUCAAACUAUAAAUAUGUGGGGAUAAAUUUCCAUCAAACAGUUGCAUAUUUACUGUAAAAGUAUUCCCAGUAUGUGUGCAGCAUGAACAAAGUAUUAGUGCUUCUCAGUGUUUUCAAUGAGUGUAAAUUCUAUUUAUAUACAGCAUAUUCACAUACUACUUUCCUUAUAUUUUAUAUAGUUCUAUGACUGUUGAUACAUCAAGGAGUUAAAAAAAUCUUAAUAUUUCAUGAUUAACUCUAAAUACUAUUAAUAGCUUGUGAAGUAUUAGCAAUUUUCCCAUUAUGGACCAUUCUCUCUAAAGCAAGGGAGACUAGCAUUCCCAGACAUUAUUCUAGGUUCUUUAAGCUCACUUUGGGUCUGCUAAAGUUUGGGGGGAAAUGUUAAGCAAAGUGAUACUGUGUAUAUUGCCAUUUUGCUUUAUUCUUCUGUUGAAGCAAAAUUGUGGGGUUUUAUGUGUGUGUGCUUUUCCUAGAUGUCCCAGUUAGCUGUGCCCAGAUAUACCUGUACUAUUUAUGGUUUAAGUUUUGAUUCUUAGGCAUUUUCUCCAGCUCUGACAUUGUUUUCCAAAGACACACUAAACUGCAUUGCACAGUUCAAAAUUUGAUUACUUAAGGGAUCAAUCUAGGUGGUGUUCUUGGUCUUAAAUUUAAUAGCAAACAGUACAUAUCUAUUAUCACUGUAUUUUCAAAGGUUUUUGACAUUUAAAACUGACAACAGAUAUUCACAUUUGAUUAUAGAAACUUAAUGUCUAUUAAUAAUUUUAAAAUUUCAUAAACCAUGUUUUUCAAAAUAAGUUUAUGUCAAAUCCAGCUUCCCAGAAACACUAAUAGUUAAGUAUGUCAAUGUACUAAAUAAAUCAUUCACUUGCACCCAUGGGGAAGAUUUAGUGUUACUGCCCUUCACAGUGAAAAAAAGAAAAGUCUUUCAUUUUUAAAAUUAGGGAGAUGUUACGUAACUUGGCACUUUAGUAGUGUAUACACUAGCAUUAGUUUAUACACCACUUUUGCCACUGGGGAAUUCGAGUUGAAAUGUCCCUCAAUCAUAUAGGUCUGGAAUACAUCUUUCAUUCAUAAUUUCUGCUCAGAUAAUUGAAUAGUUUGCCAUCUAGUUUAUUUUCAUUUAUACUAUAAAACAAAAGCAAACUAGUCCAGUUUAAUUUUUUAUACUUAGAAUAUUGCACAUUUUCUAUAUAUGAGUCAUUCAGGUUAGUAUCUAUGUAGGUUCAGUCAGAUCCAACCGUGGAUUUAAGUUAUUAUACUGUAUAACCCUACAAAAUACAUAGAAGUAUUAUUUGCCUUUAUAACAGAACCCAAGAGUCUGUUUCAGUUUAUGAAUUCAGUAUUUGUGCAGAGAUUUUGAUUCCCAAAGUUUGGAAAAAAAAAUGACAAAACAAAGAGGGAAGAAGGAACCAGGCCUUAGUGCCACAUAUUUUUCUCUUGGGGUUGUAAGGUAGUCUCCUGCUUUCCAGAACACUUUAUUAUAUUUCACUUAUAGACCUGAUUUUCUGUGUCAAAGUAUAAUUCUCAUGCUGAAGCUCUAGCCUAAAAAGCCAAAAGAAAGUUGUCUUCAUUUUACAAACAUAUUCAUCACUUUAACAAAAUAAUAAGGGAACAAAAUUUAGUAUUCAAGCUGAGUGAGAAUACUGUUUCAAUGAGCAUGUCCCUAAGAUAAACCAGAAUUGGCAGUUAAUUUAGGCAUCUAGAAAAUCUCAGUUCCCACCGGUAAAGUUAUCCUGAGUGGCUAAUGCACCUUGAGAAAACUCUGGCAUACUGAAUAACAUUAACAUGGGAGCCAAAAGCUGGGUAAGCCUUACGUUUACACUACUCUGUGACUACAGAAAUAAAGCCAGCACUUUUGGAACUAAUAAGCCUUCACUUGUCAGUAUCAUAAAGAGUAUUGCCCAACUGAACUUGGCUCCCACUGGUUCAGUAGUUGCUUAUUUCUGCCUAAGCACUCACCUUCCGAUUUUACCCAAGUAUAUAGGAUAGAAAAAAAUGCAUUAUAUUUGAGAGCUACUUCGCCCAAAUUACAAAAUGAGUCAGUGUUUUUAGAUUCAAGUGACAGCAAAAGGAUUUGUUCCCUUCAGUGACUUGAGUGUUUUAGUUAUGCAUAAGUAUUUCUAGCAAAGGAAGGGUAGAAAGGAAUUGAAAAUUAAUUUACACUAGUUGCUACUUGGGAAUAAAGGGCUUUUUGAGGGGGUAUGGAAUAUUAAAUGUUUUCGUUAUAUACUUGUCCCUGUUAAAACAGGCAGUUCUUUGAAUAUGCCUAAAUAACAGUAUUCUUAAAAUCUGACAAGUAACAUGUCAAUUACUUGAUAUCCCUUGUCUCCAGUACCACAGGCCACUCUUGACAUCCCAUGUUUGCCUGGAUAAAGUUCCUCAUUUCAAACAGUAUACAUACUUUGCAGUUCAUUAUAGUAAGGCUUAACCUGUAAACAGUAUCUGAUGGCCCACCUAUAAAUAAAAUUCAGCAUUCUAUUUUUAAUAAUUUGUAUGCCACCAAUUUGUAUUAUUUGUCUCAAUAAAUAGUCAUCAAUGCA